AUGAAUAGCAAGAGCAACAUGGGAGUUUUACUAAUUUUUGUUCUUUUUGCUGCUUCAUACGGGCAUGGUAGCGAGGAAAGCAGCUGGGGGAAGAAGUACUUUGUACGUAUAGUGAACAAUCUCGAUGGCAAUCAAGAACUUACGUUCAAGUGCUUUUCUGAGGAUGAUAUUAUUGGUCCUCGUACUAUUCCUCCAAAUGAGCAAUUUGAAUUUGAAUUUCGUGAAACCCUCUUUACAUUUUUCCAGCGUUCUGCAUGGUACUCGAAUUACACCUGUGAUUUUCAGGCUUUUAAUCAGAAAGCCGUUGAUGCACACUGUGGUGGUGUUCAUUGCAUAUGGACUGCUCGACAAGAUGGAAUGUACUUGUUCAAUAUCCAAACACAAGAAUAUGUAAAGAAGUCUGAUUGGAGCAUGAGAUUAUGA
Messenger RNA from Fragaria vesca subsp. vesca, 423 nucleotides. RefSeq lists its product as uncharacterized. The coding region runs from base 1 to 423 and encodes 140 amino acids. The record is from RefSeq and is a predicted model, not a curated record. Lineage: Eukaryota; Viridiplantae; Streptophyta; Magnoliopsida; Rosales; Rosaceae. The transcript has a single exon.